Egretta garzetta (little egret) is the source of this 3732-nucleotide messenger RNA. RefSeq names its product EvC ciliary complex subunit 2 (gene EVC2). The record is from RefSeq and is a predicted model, not a curated record. Gene Ontology annotation, cellular component: plasma membrane protein complex; ciliary membrane. The coding region runs from base 1 to 3732 and encodes 1243 amino acids. The transcript has 23 exons. Lineage: Eukaryota; Metazoa; Chordata; Aves; Pelecaniformes; Ardeidae. Gene Ontology annotation, biological process: smoothened signaling pathway.
AUGCGGGAGGCUGUCACAGAUUGCCUCGUUAUUAAAGAUAAUCUGUGGCUUCAAAAAGAGAUGGGAUGUCUCGGAAUGCCAGCAAUGCCCGUAUCUCUGGUCAUUCAAGCAAACGAAGCCCCUCACCGGCUCUUGACUUCUGCAGCCUCAGACGAUCAGUGGAGCCAUUCGCUGUUUGCUUUGAUACCCUCAUGGACAAAGAAGAUUUUGUUCAAACGAGAGUCUUCUGUUAACCACCAGCUGCCUGAAGAUGUAUCAAAUACGUCAGUGUCUUCUGGAUUUGGAAUAAUCCUUCAGAAAUGUGGUGUGGUGGAUGUUGAACAUGACCCUCAAACUGCAUACAUUACACUUCUGAUUAAUAACACCAACACGCUGCUCUCAACAAACAUUACAGAUCUUAUCCUCCUGGACAACAUCACUGGUCUACGUGUUCAAAAAAACAGUGGUAAUAAGAGCACAGAUGGCAUACAGAUUUACAGGAAAAGAUUCUUGCAAGGUGGAGAACACUUUGCAAUCAACUACCCUGCACUUCUUGAUGCAAAAGAAAUGUGGGAUGGCAGGGUCUUGACAUUGCCUGUGAAGCUAACUUUCAGGACUUCAUCACAGAAUAAAACACAUCUCGUAUCAUUGACAGCAUCAUUCACCAUAACUGAAGAAGAAAAGACCAAGAUUUCAUACAGCCAUGCCAUCCAUGCUUCAGGGUUCUUCAUUGCUUUUUUUGUUUCCCUUGUAUUGACGUGUGCUGUUUUUUUCAUUGUUUACCGAACCCAAAUAUUAAAAUGGAAUUUCCGUAGUAAAAACCAGGAGAUACAGCAUGAGCUCAGUCAAAAUCACAAACUGGAGCAUUCUCAGUUUAAUUCAGGUGAUGUCUUCAGUGAAGAUAUAAUUAUGAAUGAUCAAAUCAUCGAUAUUCUGUCCUUUGAAGAAUCUGGCAACAUGCUUCAGGCUUUAGAAGACUUGGAGGUUGCCACCCUGACGCGGGCAGAUGCUGAUCUGGAGGCAUAUCGAAUGCAGGCAUGUAAAGAAGUGAUUGCUAUGAUGAUGAAGAACAUGGUCUUAAGUCACAGCCUCUUUCCUCACGUGGAGAAGAGGAUGAGUUCAGUUUUCAAAAAGCAGCUUCUUGCAAUGGAGAAAGAGAUUCAAGAGGAGUAUGAAAGGAAGAUGGUGGCGUUAACAGCUGAAUGUAAUCUGGAAACUAGGAAGAAAAUGGAGGCUCAGUGCCAAAAAGCGAGAGCUGCAAAUGAAGAGGCUGAGGAAUUAAUGAAGAAAAUGAAUGAAAAGCCUGCUGUAGAAUACAGAAGGCUCCUGGAUAGACUUCACAGAUUGGAGCAGGACCGCCUGAAGAGGUUCCUUCUGGUAAAGCAGGAGGAAUAUUUUGCAAAAGCUUAUAGACAGCUGGCUGUUACCCAGAGAAAGGAGCUCCAUAAUAUCUUUUUUACACAAAUAAUAAAUGCUACUUUCAAGGGAGAACUGAAGUUGGAAGCAGCUAAAACGUUAGUGGAAGAUUACUCUAAAAUACAGGGAGACAUUGAAGAGCUAAUGGAUUUUUUGCAAGCUAGCAAGAAAUAUCAUCUGAAUAGAAGAUUUGCUUACAGAAAAUAUCUUAUAAGUAAGAUACAGUUAACGGAUUCUCAAGCCUCUGCUCUUAUAAAUGCAGCAGCAACCCAGAUAUCAAGUCUCAUUAAUAAGAUGGAAAGAGCAGGUCAUCUACCUGAAAGUCAUUUGGGAGUGCUGCUGGACCGAGCGGAGGCUGAAAUUAAUUCUGUUAAACAGAAAUUCGAUCAUGAUUUAAAACAAGAAAAGCAAAAGCUUCGCCAGAAACUCAUUACCAAGCGAAGGCGGGAAAUGCUACAAAAGCAGAAAGAGCAUCGAAAGGAGCAGCUGUUACUUGGAGACCCCUUCAAAACUACUACGGAGGUCACUCACUAUCUGAGCCACUGGAAAAAUCUUCUGAAUGAUCACACCACUGAAUUUGAAGAACUUACUGAAAAGCUUGACAAUGAGGCCAGUGAAGAGCUGAAAGAGCUUCUAUUUAGUCUGACAGAGAAAACUGUUGAAGAGCUUAAACGUGUUCAGUAUGGAAUAUUUGUGCAAGAACUGGUAAAGCUCAGUGUGCCAAAGAUGUUCCUGCUGGAAGCUGUGGAGGAGCAUAAAAAAGAGAUGGUUGGAAAACAUGAACAACUUCAAAGGGAAGAGCGUGACAAGAGCACGGCAGCUGAAGAGCUGCUUCAGCUCACCAGGCAGAAGCUGAGCCAAGAACUGGAAACGAGCCUUUUGGAACAAAAAAAAUUAAGGAGCUGGGAACAAUCAGUAUUCAUGCAACUUCUAAGUGUACCCCUCUCACUAUCAAAAGAGGAAUUGCUUAGAAUGAGGCAAGAGCUGCACUGCUGUUUCUCUCAGGUGGACAGCAGCUUGGCUUGGCCCAAGAUAAGAGCAAGAACCUUGCUUCAGGCUUUCGAGGAAGAGCAGAGGGAUGCAGAACUGCUAAAAGUUGAUCAGAGUUUAGCCAUGACCAAUAAACAGCAACAUUCUAAAAUGAAAAAAACAGGAUCCAGGAAUAGAAAUAAGAUAGAUAUUCUGAAGAAAUCUUUACAGGACAAAAUUUUCAUUUAUGAAGACUCAGUGAAAGAUGAAAAUUUAAAUAAGAGCUGUGAUUUCAGAGCUGACAAGAGGCAGAAAGAAACUCAGGUGGCUAGGGAGUAUAUUGCUUCUUUAGCCUUCGAAAAGACUGUUAAAAAAUCCAAAAUGUUGGAGCUGUAUACUGCUAUCAUAAGUGUACAAGCUUUGCUCUUUGAACAACUGAGCACAUCAAAAACCCUGUCAAAAUUGGAAUGUAUUCAGAUUUUAGAAGCACACAAUCCUGAGAUUGAAGAACUUGACAGGAAGCUGGAGUAUGAGAUGUUGCAUAAGGAGUCAGCUCAGCAGCAGCAUCUAAUGAGUAGGCAGGGAUGGACUCCGGAUGGAUUGGGACUUUCAAGUGAAGCUGUGGAAGCAAAUGCAGACAGGCAGGUGACAGUUCUGCUAAGACAGGCCAUGAAUAAAUGCAGGCAGUUUAUAAAUCUGCACCAGCAAAGCUUGAGAGAUGAGCAAUGGAAUUGCGUGGUGCUUGAAGAUCUCCUGGAAAAUAUAGAAACAGAUGCAUUUUUGGCCCUUUAUAGUCAGGAGCUCCGACUGGCGGGUUAUUUAGCUAAACUGACGAGGGUACCAAUGGGGUUGUUGCACAGGAUCCUGAACUUGUUGCUGCCCUCCAGCUCACAAAGCGAGGUUCUUUCUGUCCUCGAUUCCAUCAGUAAAUACUCAGAUAGCGUUGCUGAAAGUGACAGUAAUGCAGAUGAGUCUGGCAGCUGUAAGAAAAGGAAGAACCAAGAGUUGUGGCAAGCACUGGAGAAAAAAAUAAGGCAAGAUCUGAUAAACAGAACUUUGGAAAAGAUCCCUUCUCCAAACAAGAGGAAAGACAGCUUGAUAAAGAAGAAGCAAGUUGCCCUCUUGGAAAAAGCAUCAUUCAUUCAUCUUGGAUGUUCGCCUACCCGUCCUCCUAUGGAACAGUCUGAUCCACCUAUUCCUUUGAACACUGCAACUGCCAAAGCCGUAGAGUUAUUAGACACAGGGGAGAAGGUAUUUUUGUUCCGUGAACUGAGUGAUCCAAUGCUUUCUUUGCAUAAUUCUCCAAGGAAAAAGAAAAAGAACUUUCUUAAUUCCAAAAAGGCUGCUCGUGCAAAUACGGACUCGUGA